Molecule: messenger RNA, 651 nt
Organism: Nanorana parkeri
Lineage: Eukaryota; Metazoa; Chordata; Amphibia; Anura; Dicroglossidae
Product: non-receptor tyrosine-protein kinase TYK2-like
Exons: 4
Coding region: 121-651 (176 amino acids)
Biological process (GO): cell differentiation; peptidyl-tyrosine phosphorylation; intracellular signal transduction
Cellular component (GO): cytosol
Molecular function (GO): cytokine receptor binding; non-membrane spanning protein tyrosine kinase activity
Source: RefSeq, a predicted model, not a curated record
AUUGUUCUUCCUUCGUAUGAAGAGGCCCUGUCCUUUGUGUCUCUGGUUGAUGGUUACUUCCGGCUGACCACGGACUCCAACCAUUACCUGUGCCAUGAGGUGGCCCCCCCGCGCCUGGUGAUGAGUGUGGUGAAUGGGAUUCACGGACCUCUGCAGGAGCAGUACGUGGUGCAGAAGCUGAGGCGGGAGGAGCAGGCGGACGGCUUGUACGUCAUCCGAUGGAGCGCGUUCAACUUCAGCCGGCUCAUCAUGACGGUGAAAGGAUCCAACCAGGGCAAAGGGUUCAGCUACCGGCAGUUCCGGAUCGAUCGGGUGGAGGACGUGUACACGCUGGAGCAGUGGGAUCGCGGCUUCCUCAGUGUCAAGGAGCUAACGGAGAACCUGCGAGGAUGUACGCUGAGGUCCGGCCAGGAGAUCUUCCACGUCAAGCAAUGUAUCCUCCCCAAAUCUGGAGAAGUUUCUAACCUGACAAUCUGCCGCAAGGGAAGGAACAGCAGAGAGCGCGGCGAGUUGCGGAGCCUGAACCUCAGCCAGCUCAGCUUCCACCAGAUCCGCAAGCAUGAGAUCUCACAGGUGUGUCACAUGAUUCCUUCUCUGUCCUGUGAUUGGCUGUACGUUCUCAGCCCUCCCAUUCUCUCUGCACACAGCUGA